Paramecium tetraurelia is the source of this 321-nucleotide messenger RNA. RefSeq lists its product as uncharacterized. The record is from RefSeq and is a predicted model, not a curated record. NCBI's taxonomy places the organism in Eukaryota, Ciliophora, Oligohymenophorea, Peniculida, Parameciidae. The transcript has a single exon.
AUGAUUACCCUCUUGACUGCUAUUUUUUUGAUGGUCAUCUAAGAGAUGGCCAAAAAAUAGAAGGAUUUCUUAUUUGAUUUAAAGGAGGGUAACUCAAAAUCACUAGACCUCUCCACUAAAUAAGAUAAGCAUUAUAUAAUAUUAAAUGUGCGAUCUCAAGAUGAUGAUAAGAACUCUGACUUAGGAGAAGCUCAAGUCAAAAGUUCAGAUGACACACACAAAAGAGUAGCAUUUUAUGAGAGUGCAAUAUUUAAUUCCAAAAUCAUUGAGAUCACUUUAAAAUGCAUCACAUCUCUAUGCAAAGGAAACUCUCUUUGGUGA